Molecule: messenger RNA, 300 nt
Organism: Peronospora matthiolae
Lineage: Eukaryota; Oomycota; Peronosporomycetes; Peronosporales; Peronosporaceae
Source: the annotation of a GenBank genome assembly
AUGGUAGGCAUGUUUGCGACGUACCCCCAGCGCGUUGUGCUGGAGCCAAAAUUUCAGAUCACUCAGAACAGGAAGCACGAAGCGGUCCAGGGAGAGUUUGAGUUUCCAGAGGGCAGCCCAAUCUGGCGCGGCCGUGAGGUCAUGAGCAAGGUGAGGCCAACGGGGAAUAACGGGCAAGGUAUGGAGCAUGUGGUACAGUCGGCGAUUGCUGAGACGGAUGAGCAAAACGCCUUGGAAGGACCACCCAUGAAAGGCGCUACACAGAAGAUCCGGCAUGGGCGGCCCCCGCACCAUAGGUAG